AUGUUACGAUCACUAACCGUGUCGAGAGUCUCUCGAUCGCCAUUUGUGGGAAGAAUACGAUUACUAGCAUCGUCCUCAAGGUUAGGGGCCCACUAUGACGUGAGAAAGGUGUUUGACAAUCCAAGAUACUGGCGGGAGAUCAAUAGCGAAGCUUACAGGUUGGAAAGCUCGAAGUCUAAAGGCAUCAUAAGCAGAUUUACAGAGUCUUCUGUCCUUCCAGAAACCGGCCUUUUUCAAAAUCCAUAUUUAAAAUCAAGUCAAGGACUUCGACAGUUUAGCAUGAGAACGUUGGAAGAAGCUCAGACUUUGGUUGACAAUAUGCGCACAGACCAUACCAGAGAAGGCUAUUUGAGCUAUAUUCAACGACUAGACAGGCUGAGUGACCUUUUGUGUAGAGUGAUUGACCUGUGUGAAUUCGUCAGAGCAUCUCAUCCUGAUCCGCAUUUUGUACAAGCCGCCCAGCUGUGUCAUGAGGAGAUGUUUGAGUUUAUGAACAUUCUGAACACCGACAAAACUUUGUGCGAGAUCUUGAAGUCAAUUUUGAAUGAUAGGGCGCUGACUGCAGAGCUCAGCAAAGAAGAAAUUCGUGUUGGAAACAUUUUACUUGAAGAUUUUGAGAAGUCUGGAAUCGACAUGGAACCAGGGGUAGCAGAGCAGUUUAUUAGCUUAUCACAGCAGAUAAGUCUGAUUGGACAGGAUUUUAUCAGCAAUACGGAUUUUGCGAAAUCGUCGCACGUAAGAGUACCUUGCAAAGAUCUUGAUAAAAGUGGAUUGAGCAAGUUGCUGCUAGACCAGCUUUCACGCGAUUCCAGAGGAAUGUAUUAUAAAGUUCCAACACAUGGCUACAUUGCAUAUUCGAUUUUGAGAAGCUGUCCGGAUGAAAAUAUCAGAAAGAAAAUAUGGACGUCGAUGCAUAGCUGUCCCGACCACCAAAUUGUGCGACUCAAGCAGCUGGCUAAAAUCAGGGGAUAUCUGGCAUAUAUUAUGGGUAUAAAAAGUUAUUCAGAGUACCAGCUGGAAGGUAAAAUGGCGAAGUCACCAGCGUACGUUCGAGGAUUUGUGCAAUCACUGGUGGAGGCAACAAAACCACUGGCGACCCAGGAGUUGAGGCAUAUAGCAACUUUUAAGAGUGAACAUCUGAAAUUGAAAACACCGGAGUCUGACGCAGACGUACUGGCAUUGGUGAGGCCCUGGGAUAGGGAAUUUUAUAGUACGUGGAGCGCGCUCCAACGACAACGCAAGAGCGUAGAAGACGAGCAGAUAAGCUGCUAUUUCUCAGUGGGAACUGUCAUGCAGGGUUUGUCAGACCUGUUUCAAAGCAUAUAUGGUAUAACAUUAGAACCGGUGGUGGCAGUUCCCGGAGAGACUUGGUCCCCUGAAGUGCGCAGGAUUAAUGUGAUAAGUGAUACGGAGGGCCUAAUUGGCGUAGUAUAUUGUGAUCUUUUCGAAAGACACGGAAAGACUACUAACCCUGCGCACUUCACUGUAUGCUGCUCACGUCAGAUAUAUCCCGGAGAAACUGAUCUGUCGACAAUUCAAGUGGGCCAACUAUCCUCAACAGGUGAGAAGUUCCAACUUCCUGUUAUAUCCCUAGUUUGUAGCUUUCUCCAAAGCUCACAAGCUUGCGAGCAGGAUGUUUGUCUGUUGCAACUGAGUGAUGUUGACACGUUAUUUCAUGAGAUGGGGCACGCAAUGCAUUCAAUGCUAGGAAGAACUUCGUUGCAAAAUAUCAGUGGAACUCGAUGCGCAACUGAUUUUGUAGAGCUUCCGAGCAUAUUGAUGGAGCACUUCUCGCGAGACCCUCGUGUCUUGUCUAAAAUCGGUCGGCACUAUAUUACCAACAAGCCUGUCCCUAUCGAUCUGCUGAAACUUAAUCAAGCACAGUCGGGCCACCUUCAACACACUGAAACAUUCUCGCAAGCGAAAAUGGCCAUGCUAGACCAAGAGGUGCAUUCCUCAAUAAUGUUGAGUGACGAGCCAGUCGAUAUCGUCGAGAUGUAUCACAAUCUCGAAAAAGAGAUGGCAGUGUUGGCAGACGAUCAAAGCAACUGGUGUGGGAGGUUCGGACACCUUUUUGGAUAUGGAGCUAGCUACUACAGCUACCUAUUUGAUCGGGCCAUCGCAAGCAAAGUUUGGGCCCAUCUGUUCGCCCAAGAUCCAUUUAGUCGAAAAAACGGCGAAAAAUUCAAGGGCAGCAUCCUAAAAUGGGGAGGCUCUAGAGAUCCUUGGGAGUGCAUAGCAGAUGCUUUAGAUAAGCCAGAGCUUUCCAAUGGAGAUGAAAAUGCCAUGAGAUUUAUUGGCCACACGGAAGACAUCUAG
Lachancea dasiensis is the source of this 2319-nucleotide messenger RNA. NCBI's taxonomy places the organism in Eukaryota, Fungi, Ascomycota, Saccharomycetes, Saccharomycetales, Saccharomycetaceae. The record is from the annotation of a GenBank genome assembly.